AUGGUAACUUCAAAACGAUCUGGUCAAUGUAUGUCACAUAUUACAUGUUGGCAUCCAUUAUUACCAGUGUUUUCAGCUCGAAUAAUUUUUGCUCUACGAACUCUACUAGGAAUUGCUUGUUGUGCGACAUUUACUCUUUCAUCUGUAACUUCAAAAAUUAUUCAAGGUCAACUUUUAUUAGGUAUUGGUUUUAUAGUUGGAAUUCGAAGUACACUUGGAGCAACAAUUCAAACAGCUAGUCGUCUUUUUCUAGCUGGUGGUAUUGCUGCAACUUAUUGUCUUUUUAUUGUAAAAGUCUUUCCAAAAGAUAUUUAUUUUGCUGUUGGUGCAACAAAUAUUUUUGUUUUAAUUAUUGUCUAUACAGAUUUACCAAUAACAGUUCGUCGUUAUUCUAUUUUACCAGUAUGUAUUAUACUUCUACAAUGGUUUACCAAAUCUUAUAUUGAUACUGUUUAUAUACUUCAUACAUGGGCAUCAUUAUCAAUUGGUGCUACAUUAGCCAUUAUCGUUUCUUGUAUUCCAUUACCUCUUUUACCAACAGCAUAUCGCGAAUUAACAGAACGUAUGAAAUUUAUAGCUCGACAGACACGACGUGAAAUAACAGCAACUGUUUUACUUAUAUCUGAAUAUCAUAAUGUACAUUUAAGUAAUAGCUAUAAUUUUGACAAUAAUCAAGCUAAAUAUAAAGCUCGAGCUAGUAAUAAUGAUGAUAUUGAUAUUCCAACAAAUUCUUAUCGUGAAGAUGAUCUUCGUGAAUAUUCAACAUCAUUUGAAAAUCUUAAAGAUGAUCAUUUACUUAAAAGUGAUAUACAAGAUUUACAUCUAUUAGUUAAUGAAGAAAUAAAACAUAUGCAACGUGCUUUAACAGAAAUUCCAUUUGAACCCUACUUUAUAUUAUUAAACAUUUUAAAUUUUAUAAGAAAAAUAUGUCGUUCAAUUCCAUUUAUAAGAAAAUUUAUUAAAAAAUCAUCAACACUUCAAACACGUUUAGAAGUAUGGGCAAUAGGUUUUGCUUCAUUACAACGAACAAUUACUGCAAUGUUAUCAUUAGAUCAUCAUCAUCAUGCAUUUGUUGGACAACGACCAUUAAUAAAUGCAAUAUGUCUUCUUCUUGAUUGUACAUUUAAUUUUUUGGAUUCUACACUUCCAUAUACAAUAUCAUCAACAAAUCAUUUAAAUACUGCACAAAUAAUAACAUGUCGUGCAAAAGUUGAAGAAGCAUUACAACAUUUUUUUGAAAUAUAUGCACAAGUACAUGAAAAUCGUUGUCAUUCAAAUAUGUCAAAUACAGAUUCAAUACUUUUAAAUACAUUUCUUUUACUUGUGCUACGUCUUGUUCAUGUUAUAAUAACAGCUGCUGAAACAAGUGAAACACCUGGUUCAUGUCUUGAUAUUGAUUCUGAACCAACAUUAAAUUCAUUUAAAUCAACAAGAUCAUCAAAUUUAAAAACUAUAUUUUAUAAUUUAGUAAAUUAUAUUGGUUUACGACCAUCAUUUGGUAAAUUUGUACGUGCUGUAAAAACAAGUUUAAGUGUACUUAUUUCGGCUAUUGUUGUAUUAAAAUAUCGUGAACGUUUACAAGCCUAUGGUUGGGUUUAUUGGGCACCAAUGACAACAGCAUUAGUUUCAGAUUCUUCUGAAGGUGGUACGAUUCGUUUAUCAUUUCAACGUUUAAUGGCUGUUUUACUUGGUUCAACUUAUGCAUAUAUUAUUGUACUUGUUGCACAUGAUAAAUUUUUUAUUGGAUUAUUUAUAUCAUUAUUUGUUGCAUUUAUGGGUUAUGUUAAAACAGAUGCACAAAAAGAAUAUUUUGCUAGUGUAUGUGCUCAAUCAGCAUCAAUAAUAACAUUUAUUUCUAAUCAAGAAGGAUUUGAAGGAUCGAAUAAAGCAGUUUUAGCACGAACAAGUUUAACUUUUUUAGGAAUAUUUAUUCAUGUUCUUAUUUCAAAUUUACUUCUACCAAUAUCUGCUCGAGGAUUAAUUAAAAAAAAAGUAUUAAUUAUGAUUGAUAGCGCAUCUAUGGCUUUAAAAUCAGUCAGUGAUGAUUUUUGUUCAUUUAUUGAACCAACUAUAACAGUAACAACAACAUCAACACCAACAACAGAUUCGAAUUUAAUCGAUCAACUAGCAAUACCAUCAAAUAAAACAUCUAUCAAUUUAAUGGAUACACUAGCAGAAACAGAACGUAUUGCAGAUGAUUUUCCAGAUUUACUUGAAGAAGCACUUAGUGAACCGAAUCUUUGGAAACGUCCAUUCAUAGAAGUUAAAGAUCGUUAUAAUGACAUGUCGAAAACAUUACGUCGAAUUCUUCGUAAUAUUCGAUUUGUUCAUCGAUGUACAACAAUACUUAAAGCAGAAACGAAAUUACAUCUAGUACAAGAAGCUAAAUGGGAACCUCAACGAACAAGUAUUGUUCCUAUUAAUAUUAAUGAUAAUACUAAUACACGAACAUCUCAUAUAUGGACAAUGACAGAAUUGCGUCAACAAAAACAAUUACAAAAUGAUCUUGAUAUACCAUUAACAAUCUUUAUGACACAUUCACCACGUUCAUCAGCACGAUUUGAAGGAAAUUCUAUAGUUUCAAUACAUUCAUCACCAUCACUUCGAUUAACAAAUACAGCAUCAUAUCAACCAGUUGUUGAACAUAUUUGUACACUUGAAAAACAUAUUCAACAAGUUCUAUCACUUACAAGACAAUUAAUUGAAAAACAAGCAACUGUUGAUGUUGGCUCAUUUGAAUUACAACAAUUAUGUCGUGAAGAUUCAUUUGAUGAAAAACAAAGAAAAAAAUAUCAAAAUAAAACUUUAAAUCGUCGUUCAUCAUUUUAUCCUAUAACACAAUUUGAAUCUAUACCAAUAUCAACAAAUCAUUAUAAAUUUUUUUCUUGUUGUUAUACUAAUGAACAAAAAGAUAAUCAACCAUUACCAUCAUUACGUCAUGUUGUAGAUUUAAUGCUUGCUGCAUUAAUACAAUUUCUCUAUGCAAAUAAUCAUUUUAUUCGUACGGAAUUAGUAUCAAUACAAUCAAUUGGACAUAUUUUAGCAUUUCAUACAUUAUCUUAUGCAUUGAAAGAUAUGGUAGAAGCAACAACUGAUUUAGCUAAAAAUGCACGAAGAAUAAAACAUAUUGAUACACGUACAUUGACACGUAUAGAUGGUGAAGAGAAGAGUACAUAG
Molecule: messenger RNA, 3177 nt
Organism: Adineta steineri
Lineage: Eukaryota; Metazoa; Rotifera; Eurotatoria; Adinetida; Adinetidae
Source: the annotation of a GenBank genome assembly